Molecule: messenger RNA, 843 nt
Organism: Cooperia oncophora
Lineage: Eukaryota; Metazoa; Nematoda; Chromadorea; Rhabditida; Trichostrongylidae
Source: the annotation of a GenBank genome assembly
AUGAGUUCGGCGCAUGUAGCUGCUUACGCGGCCAUAGGGCUAUCCUCGAUAUGUGUACUUGUUACCGUAUUCUAUAUGCCUAUGUUCCUCUCAAAAGUGCAAUCCAUCCAGGACCGACUGUCAAGGAACAUGGAUGAAUUCAAUGUAAUGCAGACGGAGAUCUGGAGUGACCUGCAGCAGGCAAAGAACGACUCCCCGGUUCGUAAGGUCACUAAGCGUCAAACGGAAGGCGAAUGCGAUUGUAACACUGAGAACAACUGUCCCCCUGGCGAAAAAGGCCGCCCAGGCUUUGAUGGCAUGGAUGGAGUUCCUGGUCAACCAGGAACACCGGGAGAGCCUGGUCUCCCAGGAAUCGUGCCUCAAGUACAAGUGAGUGCCAGUGGUUGCCGCGUCUGCCCACCAGGACCUCAAGGACCUAUUGGGUACCCUGGUCAACCUGGCCCACAAGGUUUGCCAGGAGAGGAGGGACCACAAGGGGAAAGCGGUCGACCAGGAAGCGACGGGCCAGCAGGACCACCUGGACCAAUGGGUCCAAUGGGCGAGCCAGGAAAGGACGGCGAAGAAGGACCUCCUGGAGCAGAAGGCGUUCGAGGUGAAAAGGGCCCUAUUGGGCCACCAGGACUCAAAGGGCUGGUUGGUCCGCGGGGUUACCCUGGAAGCUCUGGACCACCUGGACAACCAGGUGGCAUCGGCCCAAUCGGAGAACCUGGACCAGCAGGAAAACCUGGAAUGCCUGGAUUCAUCGGAGCUGUUGGCAACUAUGGUGAUCAGGGACGGCCAGGCGAAGACGCUGGCUAUUGUCGCUGUCCAGCUAGAGCAGCGAAUAAGAAAAACGCUACGUAG